Fopius arisanus is the source of this 1233-nucleotide messenger RNA. RefSeq lists its product as uncharacterized. NCBI's taxonomy places the organism in Eukaryota, Metazoa, Arthropoda, Insecta, Hymenoptera, Braconidae. The transcript is spliced from 4 exons. The record is from RefSeq and is a predicted model, not a curated record. The coding region runs from base 140 to 1123 and encodes 327 amino acids.
CUCCCUAGCUUCCAGAUAUAGUCAUCCGGUGCUGGAAAUUAACGUUUGAAUAAUAUGUCCAGUUUAUUGGUGAUGUGUGCAUAAAAAGACAUUCUAAUUUUCAGUCUUGGCCCUCGAUAAUUACGGAGUAUUAAGGAUCAUGGAAGUAAUCGUUGACGAGGAAAAAGUUUCUAGUUCUCCAGUGGAGUUAGAAUCCUCAGAAAAAAAAAGUAGAGAUGAUGCCAUCGAUAUUUCAUCGAAUUGGAAUGUACUAGGAGGAAAAUCUCUCAAAAAUACAGUGACUACAGUACAUCGAAAGGAUUUUUCGGGGAGCAUGCCACUGGACGACAUUGCAGACGAAAACACGAGUAUUGAGAUUCAAUCAGAUGUUGAACACGAGCCUUGCACAAUUGUGAUAAAAAUAAAAAAUGGUCAGAAAAUAGUCAGGAUGGGAAUAUCCUCAGAGGCUGAGGUAUUGGAAAUUUUUAAAGACAGUGGUGAAUACGCUACGACAAUUUUUUCGGAAUUCAUAGAUGAGUUCGAAGGGUGCACUGUUUAUUUGGGUGGAGUUGUAUUUGAUAGACCUACGAGGGAAACCAGCAUAAAGUUCACGAGAGUAAAAAAUGAAAGGUCUUCAUUAUAUCUGUAUGGGAUUCGUCUGGUUCUGGAGGAUUCAAAGCCGCCAGACAAUUCCUCACUGGAUCAAUUAGACUACAAUCACAUAAUUAGUGAUUUUCUAACGCUAUUACAUCCUAGAAAAAAUAAAUCUGUGGAGAAAGUGUCGAAUGGUAUUCCAACGUCUAUCCCGAUGGCUCUGAAGGAGCCAGGGAUGAUUGAAUACUUUCAUAAAUUUGUGGACAAAACAAAAACAUUACCUGUCGAACAUAAUAGUUGUAACGACAACGAGGCCGAAUCGGAAGAUCGAGCUUCCAUCAAUAACAAUGACUCACCGAAUGAAUCAACAGCCGUUUACCCACCAAUUGCCAGUAUAAAUUCCACAAACAACGAAUUUUCUACUCUAACAUCAAUAAUAGACACUAAAUUUAAGGAUAUGGAAGCCAGACUGAUGCAGAGAAUCGAUCAAAUGGAGAAAAACACUAACAAAACUCUAGAAGAAAUUCUCAACAAAUUGAAAGUCAUUUAAAUACCAAAUAUUUUAAUUUGUAAACAAAACUUUAUAAUUAUUGAUUAAUGAAAAAUACGAGGUACGAAUUCUACCUGACAAGUUGAAAAAUAAUUAUAUGAUAACACGAG